AUGGUAUGCCCGACUAUUCAUAAAACUCAUCAAGAUAGAGUACAAGCUGUGAGAGACAAGCAUCGUCGACACUAUCUAAAGUGUCGAGAGGUUAUACUGGCAAAGCGGCAUCAGGUACGCCAAGAAAAAAAAGCCUGUCAAGUCAACGAUCUUUCAGAUGAUGAAGACGAACCGAUCGAAACUUUACAAGACUGCAUUGCCAUGGUCAAGUAUGCCAAGGACGACUUCAUGACGCAUAUCAAAGCCCCACGAAGAUUCUUCGACCUCCUCGUGGAUGAGUACUCCAAGACCAUGCCUGACCCCGAGCUAUAUCCUACCGGGAGCAGAGACAGAUCUGUCUUCGAACGCGCUAUUACAAACUUUGAAGACUUUCUUGACAGAGCCAACCGUGGGCUGGAUGGUAUCCUUCAGAUGUGCGGUGUCUGUAACAAGUGGCGUGCUGCAGAAGGCAUCUGCAAGUUCAUGAGGGAAAUGAUAGGAAUGGUGGAAGACAUCUUGUUGCGUCUGGCGGAAGGCGGAGAUGGUGAAUUAGCGGCUGCCUUCAUAGAAGGUGAGUUGUGGUACCAGGAGUACAAGUUCCCCAUCUAG
Messenger RNA from Suillus plorans, 588 nucleotides. RefSeq lists its product as uncharacterized. The coding region runs from base 1 to 588 and encodes 195 amino acids. The record is from RefSeq and is a predicted model, not a curated record. The transcript is spliced from 3 exons. Lineage: Eukaryota; Fungi; Basidiomycota; Agaricomycetes; Boletales; Suillaceae.